CCUAAUCAUGCCUUCAAUGGCACUUGGAAGAAUGAUUUGAUUGGGAAAUGUGAGUGGUCCUCACUCUAAUUGACAGCGGUGUGGGAAUACUGGUUAUCCCCAGGGAUCAAAAUGACAGAGGAUCCUGCCAGACACUUGCCAACAUGCGUUCCAUACUGCUUUGAGGAGUUAAAUUCGACCAACACGCCAGGAAAUACGACGAUCAGCUAUUCACUCGCCCAUAACACUGAGGGUCAAGAGGUCAAGUUCACUUGCAAAUAUGGACACGAGUACAAGGAUGAAACGGCCAUGAAUGCCUUGGAAACAAUUGAAACUAACGACGACUUCUUGACUAACAUAAGGCGAAAACUUUGCCAAGAGGUCGUUCAUCCCAAAGGUGGAAUUUACGUUGACCAAGAUCCUAUUCCAGACAGUUGCUACAUUAUCAAUUGCACGAAAAAUGUACCACCCAUCCCUCCAGCGACUGGAGCGGAUUGGAACAUGACCAAUGUGGACGUGGACAAUAAUGGUUUGGUGCCUCUGCAAUUGAAUAGCGUCAUUGAAUACAGGUGUACGACGCGAGGAAAAAAGUUUCAAGCCAGUGGAAGCAAUGCGUUUGUUGAGGUGAUCAAGGCCAAGUGCCAAAUCAACAAGAAAUGGGACUUGGAGGCAAUGACUCACACUUGUGAAUGGGCAUAUUGUCUGAAUCCCCCAAACCCACCUGACAAUCACAAUCUAUCGUUAUCCGUCGAUCCAUCGAAGCUCAUCGACAUUGGAGCAGACAUCAAAUACAAUUGUGAAGCGGGUGGGCACAACCGAAUAAAAGGCGACUUCAAUGAAAAAUCCGUCAGCCUCAAAUGCGCGGAAAACAAUGUUGUAGAAGAGCCUACAUCAUGGCCGGUUUGUGUUCCAGAUAUAACUUGUCCCGAUCCCACGUCCAAUGCAAAGAUAAUCAAUAACGGAAAACCCGGCGCAACGAACAACUUUGAUGCAAAAGUUUUAUACUCGUGUGUGGAUCCUCAAGAGUACAUCAAGAAAAAAACCGAUCCAAGUUCCAGCCUAGCACGAGAUAUCGAAACCAGUUGUGAUUGGGACAGUGAGAAUUGGACUCUUAACGUUGACAUGCUCGAAUGUGAAGUGGCUGCAUGUAUUGACUUUCCUGUGCCGCCAUCAUCGGCAAAUAUGGUCCGAUCUUCUCACGUGGGCGAAACAGACGUUGUUUUUGCAACUAAGGUCGAAUAUUCAUGUGUUGCCGGUCAAUUUUUCUCUGAUCAACCCACAAAGGCGAAUAGAUCUUUGAGCCUGGAAUGUCUACAGGACACAACCCAAUUCCAAGUUUUAGACACAUGGCCGGAAUGCAAAGCGGAUGCUGCAUGUGCUGCCCCAGAAGCGAGCUCAGAAAUUAUUGUGGUUGAGUCAAUUCAAGAUCCAAACUCAUAUGAAGCCACUUACAACUAUAGAUGCAGUGACCAACGUUUUUCGAUAUCCGAGGACGGCUCCACAUUCAAAGAUUCCAUCGCGACCCAAUGCCAAUGGAACAACCAAUGGUCCAAGAGGUUUGCCAGUUUAUCUUGCAUCUUGAGUCAUUGCUGGGAUUUUCCCGUGCCGCCAACGACAGCCGACUUGAAUCGAUCCACGCAUUUAGACGAGGAUCGAGUUCCCUUGGGAACAAGCGUGACCUACACGUGUGCUCCAAAUAUGUACUUUAAAGGCCAGGACGCUCCAGAAAAUCGAACUCUAGACUUGCAAUGUCAGAGCUCAAAUGGGGACUUUGGCCUUCCAGGCGAUUGGCCAGAAUGCACUUUGAGUCCAUCUUGUCCCAAUGGACCAGAUUAUACAACUGAAAUCGUCUCAGACUAUUCUACGGGAAAUUCGAUCAAUUUUGAAUCAUCAUAUAUGUAUAAGUGUUCUGACCAGCGUUAUUCGGUGGUAAAAGGCUCAGCUCCACCUCAGGAGACAGUUGAGACCCAAUGUCAAUGGAACCAAACUUGGAGCGUCACGUCUUCGAUGCUUUCUUGUGAAUUGACACAUUGCUGGGAAUACCCUGUUCCACCCCCUCCUUCUAAUAUGAAUCGAUCCACUCAUUGGAACGAUGUGAGAGUGGCCUUAGGAACCAAGACAACAUACGAAUGUGGGCCUAACAUGUAUUUUGAAGGCCAAGAUCGACCCGAAAACAGGACUUUGGAUUUGGAGUGUCUCACGAGCACGGGUACCUUUGCUGUUCCUGAUCCAUGGCCUGUUUGUGUUUUGGCACCUUCUUGCCCCAAUGGUCCUCCUGAUGCUCCUAAUGGAAUAUCAAGCAACUAUUCGGCGUCAGAUUUGACAGUUUAUGCCUCCAACUAUAGUUAUUCGUGUGAUGAUCCCAGGAUGAGAAUAAGAGACUCUUUAGGUUCCAACAUUUCUCUGCCAAGCAUAACCACCACGUGCUUGUGGAAUCAACAAUGGUCCCAAAAUCCCGCUGGAUUUGUUUGCGACCUAGUUGGUUGUAAUCCUCCACCUGACCAAAAAGGCUUAAGCAUGGUGAGUACCUAUGCACCUGGAACGCAAGUCUUAUUGGGGUGGAUCAUCACAUACGAGUGCAUCAAAACUCCCAAUCCCACUUACUUUGAUUCCGAUCGAAGCAAAAAGAAAAUUGACCUGAAGUGUUUGGACACUGGAUUUUAUAAUGACUCAAUCGUUUGGCCUACUUGUGUAGAAAAUAUUCGUUGUGGUCCACCGAUUGAUCCCCCAAUUGAUGGAACAAUAUCUUAUUUGAACAAUGCCGACUUUGGUGACGACAAUUAUGGCAUCAGUGCUGAGUAUCGAUGUCCCGUGGGUAAAACAUUCGCCACAAAUCAAUCAGCUUUGACAACCUUGUGUCAGUGGAACAAAACUUGGACCUUAACAUCGCUACCUGAAUGUCUCAUAUCUCAUUGUGUGAACCCUCCCAGCCUACCAACAACGACAUAUCUUGAGGAUCGUUUACUUAAUGAGAUGACCCGAAUCAAUCAGAAUAGAACUUAUCAUUGUCGGCAUGACUCCUCCUUCGAAACCGACAACAAUCGAAAUUCCUUUGAUUUACUCUGUAGACAGGAUGGAACUUUCGAAGAUGCAAAUUGGCCCAGAUGCGUCACUACCGUGAAUUGCAACGCAAGCCAAAUUCCUGAUAUCCCUGUUGACGGAGUUUUAAACAUCAACGGAUCCCCUUACGAUAAAAAUUCUGGAGCUAUUCCAAACAUCUUCCAAACCGAUCUUGAGUUCUUUUGCGGACCAUCGAGAAAGUUUCGAAAUAGCGAUGGGAACUUGUACAACUCUUGGACAAUAACAUGCCAAUGGAACAAAUCCUGGACCCCAGGAACCACUUUGGACACUUGCACUUGGUUCCAGUGUCUUUCACCACCAGUACCGCCAAAAGACGCCAAUUUGAAACUCAUGAAUACGUCCACCGUACCAACUGAGUUCAACGACAAAGUUUUCUAUGAAUGCAAUCAAGGCCAUUGGUUUGAGCAAGAUCGGAGUCAAACCAACUUUUCUCUUACUUGCCAAACCGAUGGAUCUUUUAAGGUUCCAUUGAACAAUGAUUGGCCCAAAUGUGUGACGACUGUUUUUUGCUCAAAUCCUCCAAGCGCGAUUCCUCCUGUGGGAACGGUUGAAGUUGUUCCAGAAGGUGCCGAUUAUCGAUAUGGAACAACGGUCAUAUAUUCCUGUGGAACGGCCCGGCAUUUUUAUGGCAAAGGAUCCAAACCACAAGAGGAUACACUCGAGUAUUUCACUUAUAGUUCCAAACCAGAUUUCGGGACAGAUAAAGUUUACGACUUCCAAGAAAUAUCAUGCCAUUGGGACAAGCGAUGGGUGCCCGAGCCCAUAUUUGACGAUUGCAUAUGGACUGCGUGCAUGAACCCACCCACGCCCCCGCAUUUUACUUAUCUAAAGAGCACGUGGGAUGGCGAACCCAUAGCUUUUGGCAAGACUGCGCCUUAUAAGUGUGACGACGUGGAAGUGGUGGAAUAUGGUGAAGUGGUCAAAACCAUAAAUAGAUAUUUUGUUUCUAAUCGGAGUAGAACAACGACGGAAUUGGAAUGUUUACCGAAUGGAAAUUUCAAAAUCCCCAUAGUGUGGCCAACGUGCACUGAUACCAUCAAUUGCUACUCUUACCCUGCUCGACGUCCAGGAAUGACGUGGGAAAAUCCCGGGGAACGAAAAUUUGAAUCCAUCAUCCGGUACGGUUGUGGCCCUCUUGGAAGAUUUUCACGCACCCUUCCCAAUGGGAUAGAUGAGCUCUAUGAUGUGGCUGAGGCCAAAUGUGAAUGGAACGGAAAAUUUCAGCCGGAGACUUUGGAUCGUUGCCAAGCCUCACAUUGUCUGGGCAUUCCUCAACCACCACCUGAGACAUUGCUGGUACUACUCGAGACUAAUUCGGCUAAAGUGAAGGAAAUCAUUGAAGAAAAUGAUCACCAUUGGAAGAGAAGUACACCUCGAGAGAAGCCCGAGCUAUCCAUUCCCAAGAACUUUUGCACGGACGAAUCUUAUGAGUAUUUCUAUCUCUACGGAUCCAUCCCGACAGAUUGGAACGCCAAUUUCACGACCAUCUCGUUUGAAACCACCAACGAUGCUGCUUUGUUCGUUCUACAAAUUUACCCUGGAGGGAAAUUUGUCAACCGGUGGUCAAACAGGUUCAAGGAUGAUCCCACCUUCAAAAAAGGCUUUGUUAGCAGCUUUGAUGAAGGCAUUGUCUCAACCAUCGACCUCGAUGAGCCUUUCGAACUGAAGGUCACUUGCGAUACUGGUGGCUUCUACUUCAUCAUAGAAGGCGAUCCGAGUUAUCCCUCUAUGGACCACCAAUAUCUCAUUCACACGUUUGAAUUACACAAGGUGGUAUUGGAGGGUACAACCAAUGGAAUUCAAUAUAUGGCUUUUGUCCAAGAAGGGGUUGAUCCAAAGGUUCCAGUAGGAAUGCAGACUGACUUCGGUUGUCCUCCUGGAUAUGUUUUGCAUGGAAAUUACAACCCGCAAGCAAUGGUGCGGGUUACGUGCCGCGAAGAUGGUACUUUUGGGACACCAAAUUGGCAAACCUGUGUCUCAGUGGAUGACAUCAUGCGCAAAUUCCAGGAAGGUCUGACUGAAGAUGCAAAUCUUAAUGGAAGUAAGUAUUUUCGUUCUUGCUUUACAAGCAUCAUUGAAAACAUGUUUUUGUACGCGUGUGAAAAUCAGUUAAAUAACCGAAAUAAACAAAAAUCAAUUCAAUGCUUGUUUCAUGUUCCUUAG
Messenger RNA from Tigriopus californicus, 5223 nucleotides. RefSeq names its product sushi, von Willebrand factor type A, EGF and pentraxin domain-containing protein 1-like. The transcript is spliced from 32 exons. Bases 112 to 5223 code for a protein of 1703 amino acids. The record is from RefSeq and is a predicted model, not a curated record. NCBI's taxonomy places the organism in Eukaryota, Metazoa, Arthropoda, Copepoda, Harpacticoida, Harpacticidae.